Achroia grisella is the source of this 726-nucleotide messenger RNA. RefSeq names its product spidroin-1-like. The record is from RefSeq and is a predicted model, not a curated record. The transcript has 2 exons. The coding region runs from base 1 to 726 and encodes 241 amino acids. NCBI's taxonomy places the organism in Eukaryota, Metazoa, Arthropoda, Insecta, Lepidoptera, Pyralidae.
AUGUCUAAAUUCAGUUUCUUGUUGCUUUGCAUCCAGGCUUGCCUGAUCCAGAAUGCCUACAGUCAGAUAGCGGGCCCGUGGUUGCCUGGACGCGGGUACGGUGCAGUCAGCGAGGCAGCCGCCAGUGCAGCUGUCGACGUCGAGACUGUCAACCGAGGAGGGUGGGGCUACGGUGCUCCGCUAGCUGGCUACGGACUCGGUAAUGGAUACGGCUUGGCUGGUGGAGCCGCUAGUGCUAGCGCAGCCGCUGAAGCAUCCGGAUUUGGCAUUGGCAACUUGGGAUAUGGAGGUCUAGCUGGAGCUAACGCUGCCGCUGCAGCCAACGCCGCUGGAUAUACUGGUCUCGGAAACUUGGGAUACGGAGGUCUGGCUGAAUCAAGUGCUGCUGCUGCGGCUAGCGCUGGUGGAUAUACUGGUCUCGGAAACUUGGGAUACGGAGGUUUGGCUGGAGCCGGUGCUGUGGCUGGAGCUAACGCGCUGGCUGGAGCUGGUGGCAUAGCUGGCAUUGCUGCACCUGGUCUUGCUAUCCCUAAUACAGGCUACGGCGGUGUUGGUAACGGUGUGGUCCUUUGCAACGGUGAACUCCCAGUCGUUGGUACAACCCUUGUAAAUGGUCAAGUGCCAGUGCUCGGCGCUGUACAGUUCAGUGGCAACCUGCCAGCUGCAGGCACUGUCGUUAUCUCUGGAAACUGUGCAUGCGGUGGUCGUGGCCCAGUGCUUUACUAA